AUGUCUGGUACAACUUCACCCCUUUCUAACAUAUAUAGUAACAGUAAUAGCAACAGCAGUAAUAGCAAAUUUAAAACUAGCAAUGGUAGUUAUGGUAACAACAAUAAUAACUUUAAUGUUUCAUGGUAUAGAAGUCACGGAUAUCAUCCACCUUUUGAUUUUUGGUUGAUUAUGCAUUGGGUUUCUUUAACCGAUACAUCAGAUUUUAAAGUUAUAAAAGAGGGAAGAGGAAGAGAUUUGUCUUAUCCAGGAACUAAAGGUACACCCAUAGUAGUGGAUGUACAUAAAAUAUUUUCAUCUACAAAUUCAAAUAUAGUUAUAUUUGGAUUAUUUGUUAAUAUACUAUUAAUAUUUCUAAGUUCAGUUGUUGCAUUAUUUGUUGGAUAUUUAUUAUUCUUUCAUUUGAGACUUUAUUUAAUGGACAUGUCAACAGUUGAAUAUUUAAGUCAUCGACAACAAAUUGGAUAUUAUACCAAUGUACACUACGAAGAUGAAUAUGACGAGAAUCCUUGGAGAAGACCUUAUUAUUCAAAUCCAUGGCAUAGAAGAUUAAUGUAUAUAAUAAGAAAAUUUUUUUGUUUAUUUAGGUGUUGGGCAAAAGAGUUCAGAAAAAAAGAUAAACUUUCAUCAUCUUGGGAUUCAACUCAUCAUAAUAGGUUUGAUGUAUAUAAUGUAUAA
Molecule: messenger RNA, 678 nt
Organism: Entrophospora sp. SA101
Lineage: Eukaryota; Fungi; Glomeromycota; Glomeromycetes; Entrophosporales; Entrophosporaceae
Source: the annotation of a GenBank genome assembly